AUGUCUUUUACAAGAAGAAGUUGCAUUUCUGGGCUCUUUCUCUUGUUCUUAGCUCUUGCUUGUGAAGCGAAUUCGGGGUUUAUAGGAGUUAAAGAUUCUCAUUUUGAACUCAAUGGAUCCCCUUUUCUAUUCAAUGGUUUCAACUCAUAUUGGUUGAUGCAUGUUGCUGCUGACCCUACUGAGAGGUACAAAGUUACUGAGGUUCUUAAAGAUGCUUCUACCGCUGGUCUUUCUGUUUGUCGUACUUGGGCUUUUAGUGAUGGAGGUGAUAGAGCAUUACAAAUAUCACCUGGUGUUUAUGAUGACCUUUUUGCAUUAUUGCGUUGUAAUGCAUGUGAUCAGUCCCUUAAUUAGAUAUACUUGUUCUAAAUUUAGGGUUUGGAUUUUGUGAUGGUGGAAGCUAAGAAAUAUGGUGUUCGUUUAAUCUUGAGCUUUGUAAAUCAAUGGAACAAUUUUGGAGGAAAAGCUCAAUAUGUUUGGUGGGCACGAAAUGCAGGAGCUCAGAUUAGUAAUGACGAUGAAUUCUAUACUCAUCCUAUGCUCAAAAAAUACUUGAAGAACCACAUUGAGAAAGUGGUUACAAGGUUGAAUAGUAUUACUAAAGUUGCUUACAAAGAUGAUCCAACAAUUAUGGCAUGGGAACUCAUGAAUGAGCCUCGCGAUCAAGCUGACUAUUCAGGAAAAACUGUUAAUGGUUGGGUUCAAGAAAUGGCAAGUUUUGUGAAGUCAUUAGACAACAAGCACUUGUUAGAGGUUGGAAUGGAGGGAUUUUAUGCUGAUUCCAUUCCUGAAAGGAAGUUAGUUAAUCCCGGUUAUCAAGUUGGAACAGAUUUCAUUAGUAACCAUCUUAUCAAUGAAAUUGAUUUUGCUACUAUCCAUGCAUACACUGACCAAUGGGUGUCUGGGCAAAGCGAUGAAGCACAAUUGGUGUGGAUGGAAAAGUGGAUAACAAGUCAUUGGGAAGAUGCAAGAAAUAUAUUAAAGAAACCUUUAGUGCUUGCUGAAUUUGGAAAGUCUAGUAGAGGUCAAGGAUCAAGAGAUAUAUUCAUGAGUAGUGUAUAUAGAAAUGUGUAUAAUUUGGCAAAAGAAGGUGGAACAAUGGCAGGAAGUUUAGUAUGGCAACUAAUGGCACAUGGAAUGGAGAAUUAUGAUGAUGGUUAUUGUAUUGUUUUGGGACAAAAUCCUUUAACUACACAAAUUAUUUCAGAUCAAGCUCAUGUCAUGACAGCUUUGGCUCAUUCUUUCAAUUGA
Molecule: messenger RNA, 1251 nt
Organism: Solanum stenotomum
Lineage: Eukaryota; Viridiplantae; Streptophyta; Magnoliopsida; Solanales; Solanaceae
Product: mannan endo-1,4-beta-mannosidase 1-like
Exons: 5
Molecular function (GO): hydrolase activity, hydrolyzing O-glycosyl compounds
Source: RefSeq, a predicted model, not a curated record